Molecule: messenger RNA, 654 nt
Organism: Pseudoliparis swirei
Lineage: Eukaryota; Metazoa; Chordata; Actinopteri; Perciformes; Liparidae
Exons: 1
Coding region: 1-654 (217 amino acids)
Source: RefSeq, a predicted model, not a curated record
AUGUGGCAGGGUUAUGAACAAUGGAGCGUCCAAGAGAAGCCCAACGUCCUGAAGGAGCACCGUCCCCCAGCCCUGCUCCCCCAACCGUCCCCCAGCCCUGCUCCCCCCACCGUCCUCCAGCCCUGCUCCCCCCACCGUCCCCCAGCCCUGCUCCCCACCGUCCCCAGCCCUGCUCCCCCACCGUCCCCAGCCCUGCUCCCCACCGUCCCCAGCCCUGCUCCCCCCACCGUCCUCCAGCCCUGCUCCCCCAACCGUCCCCCAGCCCUGCUCCCCCCACCGUCCUCCAGCCCUGCUCCCCCCACCGUCCCCCAGCCCUGCUCCCCCCACCGUCCCCAGCCCUGCUCCCCACCGUCCUCCAGCCCUGCUCCCACCGUCCCAGCCCUGCUCCCCCACCGUCCUCCAGCCCUGCUCCCCACCGUCCCCAGCCCUGCUCCCCACCGUCCCCAGCCCUGCUCCCCACCGUCCCCAGCCCUGCUCCACCGUCCCCAGCCCUGCUCCCCCCACCGUCCCCCAGCCCUGCUCCCCCCACCGUCCUCCAGCCCUGCUCCCCCCACCGUCCUCCAGCCCUGCUCCCCACCGCCCCCAGCCCUGCUCCCCACCGUCCUCCAGCCCUGCGCCCCCACCGCCCCCAGCUCGGCCCCCACCGUCACGUGA